Molecule: messenger RNA, 2508 nt
Organism: Lepus europaeus (European hare)
Lineage: Eukaryota; Metazoa; Chordata; Mammalia; Lagomorpha; Leporidae
Gene: MICALL2
Product: MICAL like 2
Molecular function (GO): protein binding
Source: RefSeq, a predicted model, not a curated record
CCCGUGCGAGCGUCUCGGGCCGCCGCCGCCCUCAUGGCCGCGCUGCACGCGCUGCAGCAAUGGUGCCGGCAGCAGUGCGAGGGCUACCGGGAUGUGUGUGUCACCAACAUGACCACGUCGUUCCGCGACGGCCUGGCCUUCUGCGCCAUCCUGCACCGCCACCGGCCGGACCUGCUAGACUUCAGCACUCUCAAGAAGGAAAACGUUUAUGAGAACAACAAACUGGCCUUCAGCGUGGCCGAGGAGAAGUUGGGCAUCCCCGCCUUGCUGGACGCCGAGGACAUGGUGGCCCUGAAGGUUCCCGACCGGCUGAGCAUCCUGACCUACGUCUCCCAGUACUACAACUACUUCCACGGCCGCUCCCCCAUCGGGGGUGUCGCUGGUGUGAAGCGGCCCCCGGGGAACUCGGCCGAGGAGCCCACGGAGAAGAAGGCGCCGCCCCAGCCGGCCCCCGCCCCCACCCCCACAGGCCCCAGAGAACCCAGGAAGGAUGGGGGCGCCGAGGGCCCACCCCCAAAGGCUGGCCCGGCGUCGGUGGGCGGCCUGGUCAGCAGUACCUGUGCGAUCUGCGGCACCCACGUGCACCUGGUGCAGCGGCUGCUGGCUGACGGGAAGCUGUACCACCGCAGCUGCUUCAGGUCCAAGCCGCCACGCCCCAGCACCGGAGAGCCGGGCGUGCCCCCCUCCGCCAGCCACCACCCCGGAGCCAGCUCUUCCGGUUCCCCGCUGCGGGGUGUGGCCCCCAGACAGCAGGGGGCUGCCCCCUUGGGCUCGGGGUCCCUCAGCACCCCGAGGAAGGCCCAGGAGGCAAACGGGCUGGGGGCGGUGGGGUCUUCCUCUGGGCCUCCAACUACCACCUCAUCCCGCGUCCACGUGUGGAGUCCGGUGGCCACCGCCGGUGCCGGCGUCCGCGUGACCAACAGCUCCCCGACCGGCUGGGGCACGGCGGCGGUGGCCUCCCGCCCUGCCCUGUCCCCCGGCACUCCGGACCCGCGCCCGGUCACACCACCAGCACCCCGAGAGGCUGCUGUGCCGCCCAAGCUCAGGCCCAGCCCCGGCUCGGAGCCCGCAGGCACGGCAGGGCCCCCCGCCCCGCCCCUGCAGGCCUCCAGGACCCAGCAGGCGCGGGAGAAGUUCUUGGGGCCGCCGGCAGCCCCCGGCCCCGCUGCCGCUUCCCGGGACAGCAGCAGGGAGCAAGCGCUGAGCCUCCUCAGGAAAGCCCUGCCCGGGCUGUCGGCUGACACACACGCACCCGCCAGGCCCUCCCCAGCCACCUGCUCUGCCCCGAAUCCCCAUCCCAACACGGGACGCAGCCCCCCGGCCAAGCCUCCGUCCCAGGCCCCCCGCCCAGCGACGAGGACAGAGCCGCCGGCCCCUGUGAGCACGGGCCACACCUCGACAGCAUCCCCCUCGCCCCGGGCGGGCAGGGGCCACGCGGCUGUGCCCACAGGGACGAGGCCCGAGCCCCUGACAGCACAGGGCCCAGGCGCCAGCCCCCAGGAAGCCCAGGACGGGCCUGCGGGGUGGAGGGCCCACCUCAAGCCGGUGGACGCUCGGAGGAGCCCGGCCCGGAGGGCUCUGGAGCAGCCGCAGCCGCGGGCAGGUGACGUCCCCAGGAAGGUCUCGGGCGGCUCCGAGGGGGGACGUCCGGAUCACGCUGACCCCUGUGCGGCCGGACCAGACACCAAGCCCCGCCGGCCCUGGGCCCCGCCUCCUAGCCCCUCCCCGGCCCGCGCCGGCAGCCGCAUCCCCUUCCGUGCCCCAGCGGAGGAAACUGGCCGUGCCCGCCAGCCUCGAUGUCUCUGCGGACUGGCUGCAGCCCGAGCCCUCGGGGCAGGGACCCCGGCUUCGAGCAGGAAGGAGAAGCAGGGCAGGUCCGUGGGCCCAGCCACCGUCGCUGCCCCCUCUGUGACGUCCCCCGUGCGGCUGCACCCCGACUACGUGCCCGAGGAGGAGAUCCAGCGCCAGCAGCUGGACAUCGAGCGGCAGCUGGACGCGCUGGAGCUCAGGGGCGUGGAGCUGGAGAAGCGGCUGCGGGCGGCCGAGGGCGAUGACACGGAGGACGGCCUCAUGGUGGACUGGUUCCAGCUCAUCCACGAGAAGCAGCUGCUGCUGAGGCUGGAGUCAGAGCUGAUGUACAAGUCCAAGGAGCAGCGCCUGGAGGAGCAGCAGCUGGACAUCGAGGACCAGCUGCGCCGGCUGAUGGCCAAGCCCGAGGGGCUGAAGUCCCUGGGUGACCGGCAGCGGGAGCAGGAGCUGCUCAGCCAGUACCUGAGCACCGUGAAUGACCGCAGUGACAUCAUCGACCUCCUGGACCAGGACCGGCUCAGGGAGCAGGAGGAGGACCAGGUGCUGCAGGACCUCAUCCAGGGGCUGGGCCUGCAGAGGAAGAAGUCCAAGUUCCGCCUGUCCAGGAUCUGGUCCCCGAAGAGCAAAAGCGGCCCCUCGGGCUGAGUCCGCCCCUCGCUCACCCAGGGGCCCUGCGUCCUCAAUAAAGCACUGACAGAG